Molecule: messenger RNA, 522 nt
Organism: Cryptomeria japonica (Japanese cedar)
Lineage: Eukaryota; Viridiplantae; Streptophyta; Pinopsida; Cupressales; Cupressaceae
Exons: 1
Coding region: 1-522 (173 amino acids)
Molecular function (GO): nucleic acid binding; RNA-DNA hybrid ribonuclease activity
Source: RefSeq, a predicted model, not a curated record
AUGAAAGUUCAAAAAGAGGGGAGAUGGAUUCAUCCCCCUGCAGGAGUCCUAAAAAGUAAUACGAACGGAUCUUCUAAAGGAAAUCUGAGUCUUGCUGGAAUUGGCGGGGUUGGCAGGAGUAGUGAUGGUAGGGUGGUGUUCUUUUUCUCUUCUUUUAAGGGGGUUCACUCUAAUAACCUCAUGGAGGCUGUGGUUAUUCUCCAUGCGCUUGAAAAAGGAUGUGCUCUUGGUUGGAAAAAGAUUGCCUAUGAGUCUGACUCACAGAAUGUGAUUGACAUGUUGAAUACUCAUCAGCUUGAGGAUGCUAAUUGGCAGUUAGCCAGGGUGAUUAGGAAAAAAUUGAAUUUAUGCUCAUCCUUGGAGUAUAUCUCUUUCAGUCAUUUUCCUUGUGAAUGGAAUAAAGUUGCAAAUUGUUUGGCUAAAUGGGCCAUGGAGAACCUGAGGAGGUGGAAUGUUGAAGAUUGGGAGCUCCUCUCUCCAAAUUAUUCUUGCUUUUUGGCUAAGUUAAUUGAAGAUGACUAG